UCUACCGAUGCCCGAAUACAGAUGCUUCAGCCCAACUGAGAGCCCGACCCAACAAAAGCUAAUCAACCUGUCAAUAUGUAUUAUGCACUAUCUCACCAUUUUCUGCUACAUGAAUCAGAAAGAAAGAGACUCGGAGAAUAAAAUGGGUAGAAACAGAGGAGGAGGAGGAGGAGGAGGAGACACGGAGCUUCACGCUGCGGCGAGGUCCGGUGACAUGAAAGCGGUUGAGUCAAUUGUCAGCUCAAACCCUUUGGCUAUUAACUCUAGAGAUAAGCACUCUAGAACCCCAUUGCAUUUAGCAGCAUGGUCAGGGCAGGCAGAGGUGGUGAGUUAUCUCUGUAAGCACAAGGCUGAUGUUGGUGCUGCUGCCAUGGAUGACAUGGGAGCAAUUCACUUUGCCGCCCAAAAGGGCCAUUCAGAAGUUGUCCGAACUCUGCUUUCAUCUGGGGCCUCCAUCAAAGCGUCCACCAGAAAGGGCCUUACUCCACUUCACUAUGCUGUUCAAGGGUCCCAUCUGGAGCUAGUCAAGUAUUUGGUAAGGAAAGGAGCAAGCCUUAAUGUCAGGACAAAAGCAGGAAUGACUCCUCUUGAUCUGGCAACCAAUGAAGAAAUCCACGUGUUUCUGGAAGAAAGCGAAAGGACACCUAAGAAAGGAACCUUGGACGGAAAAGACAAACCUGAAGCAUCUGAACCAAAGACAUCGUUGCAGGAUAAAUCAGAGAAUUCUGGUGGUGAAGCUAAUGCUGGAGAGCAUGAAGAACAGGAGAAUAGAAAUGUAAAGAGGAAGGGCGAAGAAGAUGAUGCUAAGGAAACUUCAUCGGAACCGAAAAGAGCCAGAGUAGCACUUAAUCAUCUUCUGAGUGCAGAUGACACUCAGGAAGAAAAUCUGUAAGGAUAGUAUAGAAGAUAGUGGGCUAACUAACCUCUUAAUCAACACUCCGGCAUCAAUGUUGUCUUGACUCUUGAGAGUAUAUCUUUGGUAUGGCUUUAAGUCGAUUAA
Populus trichocarpa (black cottonwood) is the source of this 1000-nucleotide messenger RNA. RefSeq lists its product as uncharacterized. Gene Ontology annotation, cellular component: nucleus. The transcript has 2 exons. Gene Ontology annotation, molecular function: protein binding; transcription cis-regulatory region binding. Gene Ontology annotation, biological process: positive regulation of transcription by RNA polymerase II. The record is from RefSeq and is a predicted model, not a curated record. Lineage: Eukaryota; Viridiplantae; Streptophyta; Magnoliopsida; Malpighiales; Salicaceae. Bases 8 to 892 code for a protein of 294 amino acids.